This is a messenger RNA of Acanthoscelides obtectus, 228 nucleotides long. The record is from the annotation of a GenBank genome assembly. Lineage: Eukaryota; Metazoa; Arthropoda; Insecta; Coleoptera; Chrysomelidae.
AAGAGACCUACACUGGACAGAAUGUUCGCUUCGACGUCACAAAGAAAUGAUGAUGGUUUGCGGGCGUCUUACAAUAUCUCGUUACUUAUAGCAAAAUCCGGAAAACCGCAUACUAUCGGAGAGAGGUUAAUUUUGCCAGCCGUUGAAGAGGUUUUAAAUACUGUUUUACACAAACCUGCAUCUGAUAUCAUUAAAAGAAUUCCCUUAAGCAACAAUACUAUUGAAUGA